AUGACCGAGGCAUUCGGUUUGAUCGCCGCGGGGCGAGCGCCAUCACAGUUCGUGCAAGCGGGUGAGAGGGAGUUCCUGUGUGAAAUAGGAGAAGCCUCGAAUGUUAAUCACGUUGUGGUCUUCAUCACUGGUGUGCAUCCUUUUCCAGACGGAUUGGGAGGUUCAGUGUAUGUCCGAUGGCCGUCACCUGGAGGGCAGGAUGCUGGUUGGCACUAUCUUGGAUUCAUAUGCAACAUGAAACCCAGUGUUAUAUUCAAGAUUGCGCAGCUACACCUGUCUGAGGUUCGCCAUACGGGUGUAUUUAGUGGAGGCAUGGCGUUUGGGGCGACGGGAUCAGUACAGAUAGGAAUAAUGGUGGAGCCACUUACGGCUAUUGAAGGAAGAGAAGCUGCUGAAGGGACUCAGAUCAGUCAGCAGUCAACAUUGAGUGAGUUUGCGGAAACCUUGUUACGCAACUUGGUGAAUCAUGCCGAAUCUUACACAACGCGACUACCUCGGCCAGAUGGACAAGGAUUUGCUGACUAUAUCCCUGUUUCGGCGCUGCAAGAAUGGUAUAACAAUUUUCAACGACGAUUCCAGCAGAACCCAUACUUCUGGAGAUCUCUUCGCAAUGUCUAG
Molecule: messenger RNA, 618 nt
Organism: Ostertagia ostertagi
Lineage: Eukaryota; Metazoa; Nematoda; Chromadorea; Rhabditida; Trichostrongylidae
Source: the annotation of a GenBank genome assembly